Molecule: messenger RNA, 3706 nt
Organism: Cynocephalus volans (Philippine flying lemur)
Lineage: Eukaryota; Metazoa; Chordata; Mammalia; Dermoptera; Cynocephalidae
Product: zinc finger protein 79-like
Exons: 4
Coding region: 581-1924 (447 amino acids)
Biological process (GO): regulation of transcription by RNA polymerase II
Cellular component (GO): nucleus
Molecular function (GO): RNA polymerase II cis-regulatory region sequence-specific DNA binding; DNA-binding transcription factor activity, RNA polymerase II-specific
Source: RefSeq, a predicted model, not a curated record
CACCGGAAAGACUUGUGCAACGAAUAGGCAUGAUUCCGGGAGCAAGAACAGGCGGAAGCCUCUCUGGGAAGUCAGUCCCACGAGGGCGCACCACGAAACCGACUGCUGCAGAGUAAGAGGCUUUGGGAAGUAACAGGUCUUGGUGGAGGCGGAGCGGGGAAGAGGCAUAUGCGCAUGUCCGGAAGUGGCGCCGUGCAGGCGCGUCCCCUUGGCGCCAGAGCCGGUUACUGGCGCGUGGCUGGGCUUGGGAGCGCAGUUCCUAGGGUCGCGCUGGCAGCCGGUUUCGGGUCGUUUUCUCGAAAAGUCUGUAGCGGCUUUUUCACCAGGGUUCUACUUGAGGUCAAGCUGAGGAGUGGCUGUUGGCUUGGGAGACGGAGCGGAAGAGCCAGCCGGGGAGGCCGGGCGCGAGCUCCCAGGGCCCAGCGGCGCAGGCUCAGACAGGGCCUCGGAGGAGAGAGGCCGGAGAAGGCGUCCUGCCCCGGAUCUGUCAGAGCAGUUCUGCAAAACGGGGCUGGGGCUGCCGUGGAGCGACGGUGACGCCAGAGAACUGCUGGGAGGCGGUGGCGCCAGGUGGCACCCAAUGCUGGAGCCAGGAGUAUCACCUUCUUGGGACUCUGCCCUUUCCCAAAACAAAGACUCAGGAGAAGAAGGAAUCGAUUCUAGUCUCUGCACAACUGGGCCCCAGGGAUCCACACCCUUCAGCAGCGUGACUGUACCUUUGACCAAGGAUGGGUGGAGGAACCGGGUCCUACUGGACUGGAAGAUUGUAUCUCAGUCACCACCCCAGCAAACCAUUUCUGAAGAAUCAUUUCCAGACACGAGUAUAGAGAUGGCCCCUGGAGAGUCAGAGCACAGAAAGGGUGAACUUGGGAAGAGCUUCAGUCUGAGACCAGUCCUUUCACUACAGCAGACAGUUCCUAAAGAAGUGAGUCCUCACGAACGUGAAACACACUCUAAGAGAUUUAAGAAUUCACAAGUAAUUAAGCCUCACAGAGUGAGACCGUACACAUGUAAUGAGUUUGGCAAAGCCUUCAGCUACUGUUCUUCCCUUUCUCAGAAGCAGAAGAGCCACACUGGGGAGAAACCCUAUGAGUGCAGUGAGUGUGGGAAGGCCUUCAGGCAGAACUCCUCUCUUCUUCAGCACCAGAGGAUCCACACAGGAGAGAAGCCUUACAAAUGCAGUGAAUGUGGAAGAGCCUUCAGCCAGAACGCAAACCUCAAAAAACACCAGCGAACCCACACUGGAGAAAAGCCCUACAAAUGCAGUGAGUGUGACAAAGCCUUCAGCGACUCUUCAGGCCUUGUUCAGCAUCAGCGAAUUCAUAGUGGAGAGAAACCCUAUGAAUGCAGCGACUGUGGGAAGACCUUCCGUCACACUGCUAGCCUCACAAACCACCAGCGCACUCACACCGGGGAGAAGCCUUACAAGUGCAGUGAGUGUGGGAAAGCCUUCAGUUACUAUACAGUAUUCAUUCAGCACCAGAGGAUUCACACAGGGGAGAAACCCUACAAAUGUAGCACAUGUGGGAAGGCCUUCACUCACAGUACACACCUCACAGACCAUCAGAGGACUCAUACGGGAGAGAAACCCUACAAGUGCAGUCAGUGUGGGAAGGCCUUCAGCCAGAGUAUACAUCUUGAAAGCCACCAGAAGACCCACAGUGGGGAGAAGCCAUACAAAUGUAAUGAAUGUGGGAAAUUCUUCAAGAAGACCUCAGCCCUCAUCCAACAUCACAUAAUUCACACUGGAGAAAAGCCCUACGAGUGUAAUGAGUGUGGAAAAGCUUUUAACCAGGGUUCAUCCCUUAGUCGGCAUCAGAGGAUUCACACUGGUGUGAAACCCUAUGAAUGCACUGAGUGUGGAAAGGCCUUCAAGUGUAGGUCAGCUUUCAUUAGACAUCAGAGACUCCAUGCUGGAGAAUAGCUGGGAACACAGUAGGUGGAGAAUGCCCCAGAUGUACCAACUCAUAACUCAACAUCUAAGUCAGGGCAGGUGGAUGGGGCUCCCAGAGAAAUGCUGAGGGCUUGAAAGCAUCUGGGGAUGACAUUUGACUUUCAUAGUCUGCAGUGCACAGCCACAUGCCAAAGCUCCUAUAAUAAAUACUUGGUCACUAUUUUCACCUUGCAUGGGGAAGCUCAAGAGCUCUCUAACAUUUUCAUUCGGUUAGCAUCAAAGAAUCUACAGAGUCCAACCGUCAACUCAAAUUUCACUCAGUUUUAGAGAUUUACCUUUAUCCAGAAAGUGGGCCUGAACACUUUAUGUGGCACGCACUCCAAAAGCCUUGGUUUAUUAGGGAUAAGUGAUUAAAUCAAUCAGUGAAGAACUUGGUUCUUUACAUGAAGGUCAGGUAUUUUUCCCAGUGUUUGUAAUUUCUCCCUGAAGUAAUGAGAACUGCAAAAGAACAAAGAGCAUUGGCGAGAAAUAACUAGUUGAGAAAUAUUAAGGUAUCCAGUUUGUGGGAGUAAGUGCAGGUGAGGAAAAAGAUUCUAGGGCCAACUAUUAAGUACUAGAAUCUCCUUGGAGAGGAAAUACUUCUUAAUGCUGGAAAGAUAGGAAAAUACACAAAAGCACCAUAAGGUGCGAUGUCCUCUUGUGAACUCUUACAGAGAAAGCGGACCCGGAGAAUAGUGGGACUGAGAAUAGAGGAUGCUGCUAAUGAAGUCCAUCAGCAAGAGGUACAUCCCACUCUAUGGGGCCUCAACAGGAAGGGCCACUAGAGUGACAAGAUUUGAGACAGCCAUGCUUCGGUUGGAGGCAGGUCAAAGAUUGCACCUAAUUCAAAUUCUUCCUGGUGGAAAGUACGUUUCCUUUAGGAGAUGCAGAUUUUCACCAUAGGCCGUUUCUUCUCCAUCAUUGUAGUUUAAACAUUGUUCUCACACCCAGUUGGUGUGGUCUCAUCUCAGGGUUUUGGCUAGCCAACCGUUGAAUAUUGGAGACAGGCUCCCAAUGAGUGGCCUUCAGUGUAAGGGAAGCUGCCUUAGCUUGGUUUCCUUGGUCCCUGUUCCUUUUUUUUUUUGUCUUUUUGUGACCGGUAAGGGGAAUGCAACCCUUGGCUUAGUGUCGCCCGCACCGUGCUCAGCCAGUGAGCGCACCGGCCAUCCCCACAUAGGAUCCAAACCCGCGGCGGGAGCGCUGCUGUGCACCCAAGCACCACACUCUCCCAAGUGCGCCAGGGGGCCGGCCCGGAAAUCAAGUUCUAAAGGCAAUCAUUUCCACCUCCUUUUAGUCUGGUACCCACAAGCAUUUCCAGGUAGUGUUUCAGGCUGCUGAGGUGUAGUCUCUUCCCAAUACCAAAGUGCGUUGAGGGUCAUCAAAAAGUGAAAGGGACUGAUAAGCACAGACACUAGAAAGGUGGGUAGAACAAGUGAGAUCUGGAAAACAGGUGACACAGGUACAUUAGAAAAUAGUCUCUACUGGGAUAAAGUCUAGAGAAAAACCUGUGAACCAGUUAGCAGAGGUAGGCUAGUUCCUGCAGCAGACCUGAGCCUCACUUUCACGUGACCCAGGGAUUAGUAUCAAAGGAUAAUCAUCAGGUGUCUUUGAUAUGUCAGUGAUAUUGAAUGUUAGCAUCCCCCACCAUAGAUGAAAUUCACCUGAGAUAGAAAGCUAUUUUCCCGUGUUCGUGCUCAUCUACAGGUUUUCUUUCUUGCCAAUAACAUUUUUCCUAUGAAGAGAUCCAUAAAGAGUGUACAGUGUGUUCCUUUC